Molecule: messenger RNA, 2584 nt
Organism: Aplysia californica (California sea hare)
Lineage: Eukaryota; Metazoa; Mollusca; Gastropoda; Aplysiida; Aplysiidae
Product: translocating chain-associated membrane protein 1-like 1
Exons: 12
Coding region: 65-1189 (374 amino acids)
Biological process (GO): SRP-dependent cotranslational protein targeting to membrane, translocation; protein insertion into ER membrane
Cellular component (GO): endoplasmic reticulum membrane
Source: RefSeq, a predicted model, not a curated record
GCGUCUCCUUUGAUUCCACAAUUGUCCACAUCAGCGUGAGGAGAAAGUAGAGGAAUCUAGCAGGAUGGCACCCAGACGGACAAAAAGCACGAAAAAUCCCCCAAUUCUCAGCCAUGAAUUUUUCAUUCAAAAUCAUGCUGACAUUGUAUCCUGUGUGGCAAUGGUGUUCAUCGUCGGUCUCAUGUUUCAGGCUACCUCCCCUGUGGCUUCACUGUUCAUCACCAUGCAGCACAACGUCACAGUCAAUGACACUGCUGGAGAAGAGAUGACUGUGUACAACACGGGGAGCAAGGACCUGUUUUCUGGCUUCUUCUAUUUUCUCAUCUGCAUCGUCAUCCAUGCCGUCAUUCAGGAAUACAUUCUUGAUAAACUGAACCGCAAGAUGCACCUGUCCAAGAUCAAGCACAGCAAGUUCAACGAGUCCGGACAACUCCUAAUCUUCUUUUUGGUCUCGGCUGUCUGGGGAGCGGAUAUCCUCUUCCGGGAGAACUACAUCACCAGCGUGAACCAGCUGUGGGAGGGCUAUCCACACACACAGCUCCCGUUUAUCGUCAAGUUUUUCUUCAUCAUUCAGCUGGCCUACUGGCUACACAACUACCCCGAGCUGUACUUCCAGAAGGUCAGGAAGGAAGAGAUCCCAGGACGGCUCCAGUACACGACUCUGUAUCUCGUAUUUAUUGCCGUUGCCUAUUUCCUCAACUUCAACCGCGUGGCGCUGUGCAUGCUGGUUCUACACUACACGGUGGAGUCGCUCUACCACAUGGCCAUGCUGUGCCACUUCUCCGAGAAGUCGGAUGCCGCCUCGACUGUGUUCAUGGUAUUUGACGUGCUGUUUGUCUUGGUGCGGCUGGGAACCAUCACUCUGGCCGUGCUCACUUUCUGGUAUGGCCUGGCGCAGUCUAGCAGCCCCAGCAUCGACGCAGCUGUUGGCAACUUCAACACCAAUCUAGUCCGGAUCAACUGCCUGGUGGCGGUGUGCCUGGGUCAGGCUGGACUCAUGUGGAACUUCAUCACCUUCCACCUGCGCAAACUGAGGGAGAGGUCGUCCUCUGGGAAGAAACCGCGCUCACCCACCAAGAAGAAGCCAGCUAAGCCCGUGGCUGCGGAGGAGCUGGACUCUCUGCCGGAAGUGGACCAAAAUUCUGCCACGGAAAACGGAAACGUGCGAGCCCGCAAAGCCAAGAAAUGAAAGGCGGAAAAAGACGGAAAAGUUUUUUUUUUUUAGAGUCCUUUAGGGGUGUUUCAUUGAUUGCAUUCCAUCUGGCAGUCCAUGCGUGGCAAACCAACUAGCCAAGUACAUUGAAGAUUGUUUUGUCUUGAGUAGAAGAAAUUUAUGGUUUGCAUAUUAUAUAUAAUAUAUAAUAUAUAUAUAUAUAUAUAUCGAAAGCAACACUUGAGCUUUGACGAAUUUCAUGUUGAAAGGUGUUUAAAAAAAAUAAUAUUUCGAAAAAUUUUGAGAAAUUGUAGUAGCUUUAUUUGCACUGCCAGUGUGUGCAGGAGUAUGUGUACAGGGAUCUCCUGGUGUUUGUCGUAGAGGAGAUGUUGAAGAUAGUGGUUCUCUGUAAUUUAUAGCAGGGAUCUGAUAGGAAAACGGGAAAUUCUGUGACUGGUGUUAACCUGCUGUUGGUAAAUCUCUUUCUCGUAACUCGUGUGGCUUUGUGUCAGCUGAGAGCACGUUUUGUAUAUUUUGUACAAAUGGAAUGCUAGAGAGAGCUUGAGGAAUUCUUUUAGCAAGUUGGUGUGGAAGGGUAAUUUUUUAGUCUUAUUUCUCUUCCCCCAAAAUAUUGAUACUUCCAUGUACACUUUUUCUUCUUUGUCUAGGUUCUGAAUCUUCCCCCCUCCUCGAUAGAUAGAGACUGAGUGAGGGGAGAGAGAUUUUUUUUGGCAGGGACCAAUGCUGCAGAAAGCAGUCUUUUCAUUUCAGGUUGUUUCUUGUUUUGAGACGAGCGUGAAUUUUAGUUUGUUUUAGUUUUUAAUUUUGACCGUAUGAGGUUUGGUGCUGCAGAUUUUCUGUUUGGCUGAUUGUAGAGAAGGUUACUUUGCCCCGUACGGAACGUGUCCAUUUAUCUUUUAAAAGACAGUUGUCAGAGCUUGACAUGUUUUGAAUUUUUCUCUUGGAAACUUUUGUCAUCAUUUUAUCGUUUUUUUAAAACUCCCUUGUUUCCCCCCCCUCUGCUGUCUCCCUCUAGAAGUAUAUUGCUUUGUCUCGGAGAUGGACAGAAAAAGAGGAGCGAGAGAGAAAGAGAGAGAGAGAGAGUGAUUAUAGGACCAGAAAUUUCACCUAGAGAGGCUUUGUUUUAAUAAUUCUCCAUGCUAUGUCAAAAAGUUUGAAUCUUUGUCCCUAUAUUGGCUUAUUCUGUACUGUUUUAUUUUUGGGGGUUUUGUUUGUCUGUUUGUUUGGGUUAAAAAAAACAACCCUUUUGGUUUGACCUGAUUUGUUGCAAAGUUGAUGAUGUCUUGACUCCUCUGUAGUAUUUGUGAUUUAUUUUCCCUCCGAAGUUUUUCUUUCUGGAAUUUUGUUAGAGCAUUUGUGGAAUGUGCUGCUGAUGUUUGCCUGCUGUCUCCCCCCCCCUCCCUCCCCCCA